This is a messenger RNA of Cinara cedri, 651 nucleotides long. The record is from the annotation of a GenBank genome assembly. NCBI's taxonomy places the organism in Eukaryota, Metazoa, Arthropoda, Insecta, Hemiptera, Aphididae.
CUUGAAAAGGCAGUGGGUUACGAUAACAGAAGACGGCUAAUAGCGCAAAUACGUAAAGCUAAACUGCAAAUUGAACCAUCAAACAAUGAUAAAGAUUCAAAGAACGCCGUAACACGUUCAUCAAAGGUAUAUAAUNAUUUCUCAUUCGAUAUAGUUUUUUUUAUACUUAUUAUAUUUUAGAAUGUAUUUGUUUAGCUUGAAAAGGCAGUGGGUUACGAUAACAGAAGACGACUAAUAGCGCAAAUACGUAAAGCUAAACUGCAAAUUGAACCAUCAAACAAUGAUAAAGAUUCAAAGAACGUCGUAACACGUUCAUCAAAGGUAUAUAAUUUCAUUUUUGUUAAUUGGUAAACAAAAUAUCUAAUUUGUUACUACUAUUUACUACUAUUUAUACACUGCUUAUUGAUUAUGUAGACCGUUCGAGACGGUUCGCCAGCUCAGCCACAUAAACAAAAUAUCAGUACUACCUUAGACAAUGUCUCGUUUUUCAAAACUCGGAAAACCAUAAUUAAAACGGAAAGAAGUAUUUCACUAAGAGAAUCGCAUUCGACGCUUAAUAGCAAUUUACAGUCUUAUUCGCCUCAAAAUGCGACUACCAGAUCGCUACCAUUCGAGGAAUCUCGAUCCAUGCUACCGCAAGAGAGGAAUUGA